AUGCCAGGCAAACGUGGUGGUGGCGGAGGGAUCGACAUCGGGCUCAUCUUUGCUCAUAAGAUCCUCACCGUUCUCUUCCUGCUCAGCACCGUCGGAUGGAUCGUCGCCUUCAUCGGCCAGUGCGCCGCUGAAGCCGGCUCUGGUGGCCACCAAGGUGUGCUGUGGUUCGCCAUCUUCCUCCAGCUCUUCCUCAUCAUCGCCAAGUACCUGCUCGUCAUGACCGACUCGCUCGGCACCUCUCGCCUCCAGCUCACUACCUUCACGGCAGUCGCACUCGUCUUCAGCGUCAUCGGCAUCAACUCGGGCAUCUAUUCUUCCAACUCUUCCGAAGAGGCCGUGGCCGCAGGCUGGUUCCUCAUCACGCUCACCAACGUUGUCUGGUUGCUUUUCCUCACCACCGAGGAGGAGUCGGCGCUCUACCCGAUUGUCAACAUUGCCAACGCCGGUGUGACACCGCCUGCGGCCAGGACGAGUGGGCGAUACAAUGGUGGCGGUGGCCAGUCGAUGAGGAUGGCCGGCGGAGGUGCUGGAACUGGACUCGGUGGAGGCUACGGUGCCGGCAACGGUAGUGCCUACUCUGGUGGCUUCCAGGGCGGUGCUGGUGGAUACCAGCCUGCCUACGGCAACAGUCCUUCGGCUGCCGACAUUACGACCGCCAACGGAACCGGUCUGGGCGCACCCAAAAUCUCGUCUGCUGCUUCCAUCCGCAGCCGUGGUGCUAACGACACGGGCGUGGGAGGCGUUGGCGGCGUCUCGCAAGACGCCCCCAGCGUCGCUUCGCACGGCGCACCCGCCAGCCCAGCUCAGCCUGGUACCAAGAGCUCCGAUCUGCCAGAUUAUGGCUACAAAGCUCGUGCGCUCUAUGCUUACCAGGCCAACGCGGAUGAUCCUACUGAGAUCAGUUUCAGCAAGGGUGAGGUGCUCGACAUUGUCGACAACUCGGGCAAGUGGUGGCAGGCGAGGAAGAGCAACGGCGAAACGGGCAUCGUGCCGAGCAACUACAUGCAGCUUCUAUGA
Molecule: messenger RNA, 1017 nt
Organism: Sporisorium graminicola
Lineage: Eukaryota; Fungi; Basidiomycota; Ustilaginomycetes; Ustilaginales; Ustilaginaceae
Exons: 2
Coding region: 1-1017 (338 amino acids)
Biological process (GO): regulation of actin filament polymerization; actin cortical patch assembly
Cellular component (GO): nucleus
Molecular function (GO): protein binding
Source: RefSeq, a predicted model, not a curated record